Messenger RNA from Brassicogethes aeneus, 3932 nucleotides. The record is from the annotation of a GenBank genome assembly. NCBI's taxonomy places the organism in Eukaryota, Metazoa, Arthropoda, Insecta, Coleoptera, Nitidulidae.
CUGCAUUGCAAGCAAUAAUCAUCAUCCUCAUUUUCAUGCUGUCAUUCGGUUUCAACUUUGACCUUUAGAAUUUUCCGCCGCAUUUUGUUUAUUGCUAAGCGCGAAAAACAAUAAUUUCUCGCUAAUCGCAGUGGGCAAAGUAAAACGUAUGUUUUUCCUGCGGUACCCCCUCCAAAGCCGGCUCGAUUUUUUCGAAAUGAAAAGUGAAUUUUCAAGAUCAAGGCAAAGUCAAAAUUAUAUUAUUAGAUGUUUGUUUAUUUUAAUUUAGUAAGUGCACUAGUGCAUCGUUAUCUGCGUUGACUAAGGACUUAAAUGCCUUGAAAAGGAAGUGCAGUCCUUAAAAAAGGGAAACAUGAGAGAGGACAUUAUGGAAGAAUCUGCUGUAUCCUCUGCGUCUGAAUUCGAUCCUGCCAACCUCUUGGAGGAGCAGUUCGAAUGCCACACAACCUACAUCGUACCGGAUCUUCCGGUGGAACCUGGAACUCCUAACAGAGCGGAAGCUACUCUUCCAAGAAAUUUGGUUUUAAAGCCAUCUGAAGCUUUGUCUGAUGCUCAAGGUGUUUGGAGUACGGGUUAUAUACCACGUGGUACAAGAUUUGGACCACUUGUGGGUGAGAUAUAUGCCAAAGAUGCUGUUCCCAGUACUGCCAAUAGAAAGUAUUUUUGGAGGGUGCAAUUAAGGGAAGGCUUCUAUAGAAAUAACAUGCCUGAUAAGAUAUACAAAGAUAACGAGCUCUACUACUACAUAGACGGUUUCGACACGUCCAAAGCCAACUGGAUGCGUUACGUCAACCCAGCCUACUCCAGCGAAUCUCAAAACCUAAUCGCAUGCCAGUACAAAAUGAACAUCUACUUUUACACCAUCAAACCUAUCUUACCGAACCAAGAACUCCUGGUUUGGUAUUGCAAGGAGUUCGCGGAAAGGCUAAACUAUCCUUUAACCGGGGAGCAGAUGUUGCAAAGGAUAAGGCAGCAGGUUCAAGUGCAGCAGUCGCCUGAGGUUAUAACUGUCAGCACUACGGAACACCCUCCCAAAGACAGUGUCUAUGAGCACCAGCUGACUCCUACAGAGGGCAGCGUGCGGUCUGAUGAGGGUUACCAUAGCAAUGGGUACCAUGACGACGCGUUCACGCCGCCUGAGGACUCCAGCGACUCCGACAGCGAGAAUAACUAUGUUUUGGACUUCAGUAAAAAGCCAACUUCCAAAGAAACUCCAGUGAUAAAGCCGGUGGCGGCCGAAGCUCAGAAGAACGAAUACAGAAAAGUGAAAAUAAAGAUCUCAAAGGCGUAUCACUAUCACAAAUCGCUAAAGAAUGAUAGCGACAUGGAAACGGACAAAGAAGCAUCACCAAUAGAAACUGCUGUACCUGAAGUAACCACAUUAACCCCGAGAAUCAUCACGCCUUCAUCGACGGUGAUAGUGAUGGACUCGCCUCCUCACGAAGUUCCUAAUAAACCUUUUUACGAGCCUGAAGUUGUGCAAAAACAGACGAUUAUUACGAGAUAUACGCCUCCUUCGUCUAGUAUAUUGGAAAAUAUUUUGCUGAGAAAUCGUAUCGACACGAAUAACAAUGAUAAUAAUCAAAGGCAGCCUAAUGCAACUCCUCCCCCAAGCUCGCCCACAGAGAUGGCUUAUUCGUACAAGAAGAGUCAUAGGUAUGGCACGGUGCCUUGCAGUCCCGACUCAAGCUCUAAUGUACAAGGGCAACAAGUUUUGCCUUCGCUAAGUCCAGCUUUAAUGAGGAAUAACCCCCCGAGCCCAAUACAGCAUAACCCCGUCUACUCCCCUCACACUACAGAUAAUUAUCACGGCCAAAUGCAGUCGGUUAAUUACUACAACAUCUACCCCUCCCCCAAUGGUAUGGUGCAUAGCACUAUAACGUCACCCACGAAUAAUGCAUACUCGCCACCCUUGACAAACUUCAACAACAAUCACCAUAACAACAACGGUUCCAAUUUGAUUGUACCGACAUCUCAUAUAAUGAGCACGAAUUUCCCACCUCACCUGCUCACACCUCUCCCCCCAUUGCAGACAAACAUGAGACCUAUUUCCCCGUGUUCCAAGAGCCCAGACAAAUACGAUUUAAACAUGAUGCAAGGUAGCCCUACAAGCCCCAACAGCCCAUCCAGAGGCUACAGAAGCCUACCAUACCCUCUCAAGAAGAAAGACGGAAAAAUGCAUUACGAAUGCAACGUCUGUUGCAAGACUUUCGGCCAGUUGUCAAACCUAAAAGUCCAUCUUCGCACUCACAGCGGCGAGAGACCGUUCAAGUGCGAAGUGUGCACGAAAUCGUUCACUCAACUCGCCCACAAACAAAAACACCAUCUAGUGCACACCGGCGAGCGUCCGCACGAGUGCGGCAUAUGCAAAAAGCGAUUCUCCUCGACCAGCAAUCUUAAAACCCACCUGAGACUCCACAGCGGCCAGAAACCGUACGCGUGCGACUUCUGCCCGGCCAAGUUCACGCAGUUCGUGCACCUGAAGUUGCACAAGAGGUUGCACACGAACGAAAGGCCCUACAUUUGCCAGGAGUGCGGUAAAAACUACAUCAGCGCAUCUGGUUUGAGAACGCACUGGAAAACCACCAGUUGUCGCCCCAAUAGCAAUGACGAAGAGCUUAACGGCGAAGCGUCUCCCAACUGCUAUUACGACUACGCUGGAUCCGAUGGUAGCCUAGGUUCCAUGGACCUAAAAGAUGCUCACGAGGAGUCCUCCAAAGACACGUUCGAGAUCCACGGGUCUCCCCAAAACCAAAUGACCCACCAGGUGCUGCACCCAGGUCUCUCGAGGCCGAUGGGGGCGCCCAUCCUCCAAGCUAAUCCGCAGAGGAUAAACCCGCCCCAGCAGCACCAUCCUGGUAAGGAGACGAGACCAAGCGUGAUCGAAUCGUCGCAACCGCAUAUUAUUGAGUGUACCUAAAAUGUAUCUUGCUCAGUAGAAGUGUAGUAGACUUGUUAAGUUUUUAAUGUUUAUUUUUAUUUUUAUAAGAGUGCUUUGUCCCGAAGAAGGCACUAUGCGGCUGCAGACUCGGGUUAUAAAAUAAAAAUUAUCCCCUAUGUCUGGAUGGUUGUUAUUUUUGUUGAUAGGAUUUUGCAGUCACAUAAAGAAAUGUGAUUUUGGGACGUAGUAUUGUACUGAAAAAUUUGUUUAAUAUUGAUUUUCUGAUACUCAUUAAAUGUUUUGAGAGAUAAUUUAAUUUAUUUAGUAUUUAUUUUAUAGUAAUUUAUGUAUAUGAAAGUAUUUUAUGGACAUAACCGAAUUUUCAAUUUAGACUGAAUACUGAAAGCAAUACUACUUAACCAUGACCUGCACGGAUAAAUUUAACCAAAUAAAAUAGUUGUGUUUUUCGUUUACAUUUGAAUGUUUUAGGAACUAGAAAGUUUAAGUUUGUAUCAUAGAUUUUAUAAAUGGAUCACACAUACUAUCAAAAAUCGCAAAAUUGACGCUACAUAUAAAGGAAUACUAACCCUUAUUCUCAGGGGUUUAAGUUUUUUUAUAUGCAGUUAUAUCCAUAAUAUACUUAUGUUAACUUAUCCAAAUAAGUAUAAACCAAAUAAAUCCCCUGUUCAAUCUGCUACUUUCCCGUAAAUAUCUAUACCACCUAAAUCAGUGUAUGUAAUAAUUAUAUGGAAAACUUAAUGGUGCUUGUGACUUAUUUAUUAAAGUGUGUGUGAAAUUUUCAAGCUUAGCAGUGGAAAUUUGUGUUUUCUGCUUGCACUAAAAAAUCAGUAUUAAUAAGUUGGUUCAAAUCGUAAAUAUUGUACAUCUUUGAUCAUAUUUUUUGUAAAAACAUAUUUUUGUAUAUUUAGAUUAUUUGUACAUAAGUUUCUUUUUAGUUUAGGUACCUACUGAAAAUACAUUGUAAAUUUUUGUAAAUUGUUAAAAUUUUGUUUAUAUGAAAUGACAACUUGCCUAUUGUACAUAAUGUUAU